Molecule: messenger RNA, 1537 nt
Organism: Marasmius oreades (fairy-ring Marasmius)
Lineage: Eukaryota; Fungi; Basidiomycota; Agaricomycetes; Agaricales; Marasmiaceae
Exons: 6
Coding region: 91-1035 (314 amino acids)
Biological process (GO): pyruvate decarboxylation to acetyl-CoA
Cellular component (GO): pyruvate dehydrogenase complex
Molecular function (GO): dihydrolipoyllysine-residue acetyltransferase activity
Source: RefSeq, a predicted model, not a curated record
UUCGGAAGUUUGCGCCUCUCGAACUCGGGAUUCGCGAGUCGUCGCGUCCGUGCUCGUCUACCGACGUCCUCCUCGAUUGUUACCGCUAACAUGUCGUUUAGGGCACUCUCUGGAACGGUUCUCACUGUAUCUAGAUCCUCCGCAAGGCACACAGCGUCAAGAUGUUUUCACCAGUCAAGUAAGAGGUCCGCAAUAUCUCAAUUCCAAAUGCCUGCAAUGUCCCCGACGAUGACCGAGGGAGGUAUCACGUCGUGGAAAAAGAAGGAGGGAGAGUCAUUUUCUGCCGGAGACGUUCUUCUUGAAAUCGAAACGGACAAGGCUACGAUAGAUGUUGAGGCUCAAGAUGACGGUGUUGUUGGAAGGAUUCUGGUUCCGGACGGUACCAAAAAUGUCAAAGUCGGAAAUCUCAUUGCUCUACUCGCAGAAGAAGGGGACGACAUAUCCAACCUCGAAAUUCCAAAGGAAGACUCUACUCCUGCACCGGAAUCUACAUCGACAUCGACACCCCCCGCCGACUCUCAAUCCCAGCCACCUCCGCCGUCAUCCACACCGACGGAGUCGACGCCCACACACCACAUCCACCCAUCUCAUUCACGUCCACUUUUCCCUUCGGUACAAAGACUUCUCACAGAGAACGGUAUAGCAGAUGGAUCCAAAAUAACCGGAACCGGUAUACGCGGCAUGCUGACCAAGGGAGAUGUUCUCACUUUCUUAGGGAAGGCCUCAGGUCCUCUGGGAAGCUACAAAGAAUCUCCUUCACCCAUCCAGCAGGCCGCUGAGUCUGCUGGUAAAGCCCCCGAGAAGCAAGAGAAGCCUCUCGAUGGUCCUGCUAUUCGCCAACUCAUUGUCUCUGCCAUGCUGAACAACUCCGUCAAAGCACGAAGCUUGCCCGGAUCCUCAGAGCCACUCGAUUUCGACUCUAUAAUCGCAGAUUAUUUGCCAAAGUCGACUCCUUCCACACUUAAGGAAUCAACCCCAGCUUCACUCAAGCAGAGCACAAAUAAAUCUUCCGACUUCCUAGACGGUUUGCUUUAAAGAGCAGCACAGAAUGUGUUCUAGACGGAACUUGGGAUGUAAUAUACGUAUACGUGUGUUUUAUUCUCUUUUAGAGUCAAAAGCGCAGUUCAAGAAGUGCUUUGCCAAGUGGACUCAUUCAAAGGCGGUACAAACCCUAGAAAGAACAAAAUAAUCAACCAACGGGUCCAGUUGAUCAAUAUUGGGAUACGCACCCUUCUCAAAGGCGCUAAAUUCUGUCGCCAGGAUUUGUUGAAUAUACUUGCGGCAAGUCGUGAGGAGGAAGUCGUGCACGGCUCACUAUGUCGAUGUUCCCCGGCCACCGCCCAUGAAUCGUAGGUGCCAAUUGCACCCCCAUCUUGUAUGCUUCUAUUCUGUACUAGAUGAUGAUGCGAAGGAGAGCAAUAGUAAGAAUAGGGAAGAUGCUGAACGCCAUGUGCAUAUGCUUUGGGAUGGUGUUUUCCGGAAAGAGUUGGGUCCCGUAAACGAUUGAGACAACGGAUGGAAGGCAUAGGAAGGAGCA